AUGGGAGAUGACAUAGUUUUGAUUGAAGAGACUCGCAGCGGAGUUAAUGCUAAACUGGAGGUUUGGAGACAGAUCCUUGAAUCUAAAGGGUUCAGGUUGAGCAGGACUGAGACAGAGUACUUGGAUUGCGAGUUUAGUGGAUUGGCUCAUGAGGAUGGCGUCUUGUACUUCGAUUAUCCCACAAUGAACCAAGAACCAAACACAAUAGAAGAAACUCCAGAAAAUAAUAAUAUUCCUAUUCUUCGUUACUCAUCAUCUAAUCCAAGCAUGGUACACAGUGAAUCAACUAAGAAUUUUGAUGAGAUGAAUAAUGCAAUAGUGAAGAAGCUUAAUCACAAUGCAAGUGAACGUGAUCGGAGAAAAAAAACUAAUUCCUUGUAUUAUUCUCUUCGUUCUUUGCUUCUACCUUCUGAUCAUACGAAAAAAUUAAGCAUUCCAGCCACAAUAGCAAGAGUGCUAAAAUACAUACCAGAGUUAAAGAAAGAAGUGGAAAGACUAACACAAAAGAAAGAAGAUCUCACAUCAACAACCAUCUCCAAUAAUGAAAAUUCAACUAAUUUUACUAAGAAAAAAAGAAGAGGUGGAAUUGAGAGAUCUUCCUCGAUUAUUUCAGCAAGUGAAAUAGGUGAUAAAGAAGUAGUGGUUCAAGUAUCUACUUUGAAGAUCAAUAAAGGUUCAAUUGCUGAGGCUGUAUCAAAAUUAGAGGAUGAAGGACUUGUUCUACUAAAUGCAUCUUCUUUUGAAACUUUUGAGGAUAGGGUAUUUUAUACCUCGCAUUUUCAGGUUGAAGGAGCUAUGGUUGUUGAGGUUGACACCUUAAGAGAGAAGCUCUCAUCAUAUUUUGAGAAUGAAGACAAGUUAUUACCGUAA
Molecule: messenger RNA, 870 nt
Organism: Lycium barbarum (goji berry)
Lineage: Eukaryota; Viridiplantae; Streptophyta; Magnoliopsida; Solanales; Solanaceae
Product: transcription factor ORG2-like
Exons: 6
Coding region: 1-870 (289 amino acids)
Biological process (GO): regulation of transcription by RNA polymerase II
Cellular component (GO): RNA polymerase II transcription regulator complex
Molecular function (GO): protein dimerization activity; DNA-binding transcription factor activity, RNA polymerase II-specific; RNA polymerase II transcription regulatory region sequence-specific DNA binding
Source: RefSeq, a predicted model, not a curated record